AUGAGUACUAUCGAGCGCCUCCUGCUGGCGAGCGACGAGGACGAUGACGACGACUUGGGGGAUCUGGGAGAACUCGAUCUCUCGGCCAUCACGCUCGAGGAGAUUUUACGCGAGGAAGAAGCAGCUUCGAAGACUUUAGAGGACGCACCAGACGCUCCUGGAGCUUUGCAGGAUGGCGACGACCUUUUCUUUGCCCCUGCCACGUUUACGCUCCACAUUGAACCAGGACCGGGGAUGGACGUGAUUCCAGUGCGUCGGGUGUCGCCUGCAGCUAUGACAAAGGCCGAGACGCAGUUUCGGACGCCACUGCAGAUUGCCGAAGCACGAGAAAAGCAGCUGCUGAGCUGCAUUGGAGUGGAGCUUAUCUCGCCGUUGCAAGUGAAGCGACGUCUUCGUGCUCAUGCGCGGUCGAAAGCUCUGCAGUCGAGGCGGCAAGGACUUGUGGCUAGGAAGAAGAAUGGGAAAAACAAGAGAAUAGCGAAAGGAGCUGGAGUUGUUGUAACCGCGGCCGAGAAGAAGUCGACAGGAGUUGUGAAGGUCGAACCAAUGGAAGCCAUUAGUCGACAGCUGCGGAAGAACAUUGAGUUUAAAGAGUAUGGCCCCGGGUCACCCACAGUCGUCGCAAUCCACUCCAAGUUCAUUGCUAUUGGUACGUCAAAAGGACUUGUGGUUAUCUUCGACCAUUUCCAGAACAUUCGACAAGUGCUGGGAAAUACAAAUGAUGCAGAUGGAGAUGGACCGGUUACUGCUGUGGAUGUAUCCCCGGGUAGCGACUACUUAGUGUGUGGCUUUCAGAGCGGACGCAUUGUGCUCUGGGACAUGAUCAAAGGCACGUCGCUCAAAGCAGUUUCGGAUGCGCACGAGAACCCGGUCGUGAGUCUGCGUUUUUUGAAAGACCAAAAACCGGUGCUUGUCUCCGUGGACACCAAUGGUCUGGUAAACAAGUUAAAUUUCUCCAAAAUGAUGGGAAUGGUUUACGUUGUGGAUGUGGACCCGCUUUACGAUGGCUCCGCUGGCAAAAUCCUGUCAAUAUCCGUGCUGCCGCAAUCUGCCGGUAACGCGAAGAUCUCGUAUCUCACUGACCAGUAUUGUCUUGCUGCACUAAGCACAGAGACUUUGACAUUCAUCAUCGCUAUCGAACCUGAAGUUCGCGUGAUAUACCGCUGGGCACGACCUGACGACAUUACGGCCGAUGAUCCGGUACUACCGACGUUGGCUUUUGCGUGGAUUUCCUUUCCCGGAAGCUCUCGAGCACUGGCACCUGUGCUUGCACGUGGCUGGGGUAACCGUGUACAGUUUUUAGAGGUAGUUUUUCCUGGUGGCAAGAAACACUUACACACCCGCCAUGGUUUUCCUACCUUUGACGAGCACGAUCAGGUUGAAUCUUCGAGUGCUGUAAUGGCUGUACAGUGGCUUGGUGACCAAGUUGUGGUAUACCUGAACUCUCAUGACGAAAUUUGCGUAUACGAUGUGAUGUCCAGACAGGAGCUCGAAAUCGUAGACGUUUCGUCGUUGGAAUUGGUGUUUGCAUCUUAUCGCGGUAAAAAUGCGCGUAGCUUUUCGAAUAGUUUUCGAGGCUGCUACAACAUUCUGUAUCUGCUUGGUUUGAAAGAGUUACAGACGGCUCGAGUGCUGCCGUGGACACAGCGUAUCGAUUUGCUUGUAGAUGAUGGCGAGUGGUUGGAGGCGCUAGCACUGGCGCUGGAUCAUUACGAGGGACUCAAGACCGCGGCGGCUGAUCGUGCAGCGAGGGAUCGAUUUCCACCCGUGUUUUUUCGCGAUAAGCAGAAUGAUCAGUGUCUUGUAGACAUAUUGCACAUGUGUCAGACUAAUCAGCGCACUGGCGAAAAAGAGGAUGUAUUCCGACAUGAAGAAAGUGCUGACGAAGUACGUUGGGUAUGUGGUGAGGUGCCGUACCCGCCUGACAUUGCAAAGAAACUUGAAGAAACACUCCAAAAGGCGCGUAGCGGCGAGGUAACGAAGAAUUUUGUUCCUAUCAGUGUGGCCGAGCGUGUCGCGGACCUACUCAUGGAGUAUGUGCGUCUUGCCAUCGCAAACGCACCGGGUUCCACGGCUGCUGCUGGAGGUGAAUUGAGUCUCAACAAAAUCGGAAUGAAGCUGGAUUUGGCUAAGAGCCAUUACCAAAUGUUAGCAGGUGUGUGUAUCGAGUACUGCGCACUUAUUGGUCGCACAGAUCUACUCUUCGGCGAAAUCUACACGCGUUUUAAAGAUGCGAACAAGUUGAGUGUGCUUAUAGAACUGUUGGAGCCGUACAUCCUCUCCGAAAAAUUGAGAAACGUUUCUUCUGUGGCUAUGGAAGAAUUCGUUCGACAAUUUAGCGCCCAGGGUAAGCUAGCUCAAGUUGAACAAUGUCUGCUUCAUUUGAACGUGGCGGAAUUGGAUUUGGAUACAAUCUUGAAGCUUUGCCACGAUCAUGAGCUGUAUUCGGCUCUUAUUUACAUAUACAAUGAAGGGCUGGACGACUAUACAACGCCAAUCGAUGUUUUGUUGGAGGCUUGCUCUGACGCAAAAGCAUCCAAGCCGAACCUUGGAUCAGAAUCAACCUCGAGAGCCAGUGGGGCACCAUCUGGAAGCCGAGUAAACAAUCUGGCAUCAACGUUCGGUGGUACAGCGCGCACAGUUACCUCCAAAGUCUCAAUCGCAAAGCCUGCAGUACUGUCAGCGCAGGAGAAAGCCGAAGAGUUGGCACUCAGCGGUCCACGACGCCGGCGCUUGUUUGGGUACAAGCUGCUGUUGUACAUUUGGUACGCGUUAAGUGGUCGCACGUUCCCGAAACACGAGCAGAUUUCGCCUUUGAAAUUAGGCAAGGUGCGCUCGCAAAUCUGUUUUCACUUAUUCGAAAAAACAGUGGCGGGAUCAUCAAAGUUGCGACCGUUUCCACGUCUUGAAGCGCUUAUCGACCUUGACGCUCGCGAGCUUUUUAACAUCAUGGGACGAAUGUUUGAUACGCCGAGCGUUGAAUUCGAAGGUGAAAAGAAGGACAUUACAGGCCACCCUACAAGCCGAUACGACUCGGCUCGAAAUGCCGAGAUGACCAAGUGUCCUAGCCGUCUGUCGAUCGUGCUUUCGCUUGCGGAAGUCAUCUUUGGACAAAACAGUCCAUUUAGCUCCGUCGAACAUGCUCAUUUCUUUAUGUUUGAGGCUCGACUUCUCAGUGGAGGUUCCAUCGAGCCGCAAGAAUACGCUGACGCGCGUGCUGAGGCCAUUGGUGAUGCUGGAUCUGCUGGCGGCGCAUCGAUGAUGGAUUCACUGAUGAACUUCCUGGCUCUCGGCCCAGCGUCACUGCUUUCCAAAGGCUCUUCAGCAGUCACGUUGGAAACUUCGCAAGAGGAGGGAUUCGACAAGACUGGCCGCGAGGCGAUGCUCGUGCGUCUUUUAACGAAGCUGAGCAAGGCGACAUACAAUCACGAGGCUUUGUUGGCAAGUGUCAUUCGGGAGAAGAUGAACCGCGCUGCUGUGUUGCUGUACAAGGACAAGGGUGAUUUUAGCCAGGCCAUCGCGUCUUAUUUGGCUGAUGAAGACCAGGAAUACCGAAUGAAUGCUUUUAGCUAUAUCCGAACGGAGACCGAUAAGGCAGUGGGCGGCGAAGAACUGGAAAUGCGCGACAGUAAUGGCAGUGAACCAACGCGCCGUCGUCAAAAGUUUAUCGAAGACGCUAUGCUUAGUCAUGCCCCGGCACUUAUGAAAACAGAUGGCUACGCGUUCGUGACAUUGAUUCUGGGCCAAUUUCCAAAUUUAAACAACAAGGUUAUCCAGAAGUUCUUGUCAAUGGGCAAGGAGGGCGCAGAACUCGAGUUUCUGUAUCUCAAGCAGGUACUCAUGGCCGCACCAACUACUAGUGGCACCACUGCAAGUGAUGAAGCUGAUGUUGUAAAGGAUCUUUUGGAUCGAUCGAAACUGCGCAUUGCUGAUGACCCCGCUGUGCAAGAGCGUUUUGUGCGUCUUUUGUGCAUGUUCGAACCUGCUGGAGUGUUUCCCUACCUCGAAUCGCACGAUAGCUACAAGGUCGAUGCGUGCUUGCGUCUCUGCAAAGAGUUCGCCAUCACAGACGCCGAGGCGUAUUUGCUUGAGCGGACAGGCGACGUUACUGGUGCACUCACGCUUAUUCUGCAAAGCUUAGAGCAAAAGCUCAAGAUUCUCAAGCCUGCUCUACGUGGUUACAAUGUCUCAGCUGUGUCUUCGUCGUCUACUGGACCAUCUGACAUGUUAUCAGGUGCUACAGUUGGCACCAGCAGCUCCAGUAGCACCCGGCUUCAGUCGUCGGACCGCAUUAUAGAUAGUGUGCAGGAAGGCAAGGACGCUUUGAAGACAUUGGAGGUGGCCUUGACCAUGUGUCAGCGGAAUUCGUUGCGUAACCGUGACGAACAGGCGGAGAAGCUUUGGUUCACGCUUUUGGACAAGCUGCUGCGUAUUCAGAAUUCUAUAAAGCGCAGCCUCAGUUCCAAGUCUUCGUCUCGUAAUGUGCCUGUCACUCGGACGCACAGCACCGGUGCGAACAGUGGAGCUAUGACUGCAUUCCAAGUGGCGCUGAACGAAAUGAUUCGUUUUAUCCUUGAGCGUAUGGCGUCCUCAGUGUCACUCAAGUCGAUUCUCUUUAAGAUUACAAACGAGCACGGUCGUGGCGCAUUUGGCGAUUUUCGGCCCACGAUCUUUGGUAUGCUGGACACGUACAACUACGAGCAGAGUAUCUACCAGACAGCAAAUGCGCUCAUCAGCGUGGACCUUUUCGAUCAGAUCGUGACGCUGAAGCGCUCGAAGUCCCGCUGUUAUGCCCCGCCAUCAAAUGUAUGCGGUUACUGCCACGUUGCACUCACUAAACCGCCUUUUGGAAUGGGCCAAUCUGGAGCCCUUGGCACGGAGAAAUGGCACUUGAACACAUCUAUGGUACUGGUUAUGUCAGGUCAAGCUUUUCACGAGUCAUGUGGUAAAGCAUGGCAACAGGGCGUGGACGUCAAGACGCCAGCCGCACGUGGAGCUUCGCCGGCAAAACUCACGCGGAACAAUAGCUUAUCGAGUACCGCAACUGGCGAUGGAUUGGUCGAUGAUGAAGCUGGCAGUCGUCUUCAGCGCAAGCAGCCGAGUACAAGACGGUACUUGGCUCGGCUGAAGACCCAGCGCCGUGCUUCACGACGACAGGUAUCGCCACACGUUGUGCUCGAGAGUCUUAUUCGUGAGGAUAAUGGACGCAACAAGUACCUCAAGAGCUCGCGAGCAGUUUUCUCUCUGCGCCCAGAUCCAGAGGUGGCUGCUAGCAAGGUCAAGAAGCGCCUGGGAGUGCGCAAGCCUGGUUCGCUUCCCAUGGCGCCCAUCCAGAAGGGCAGCAUCUAA
This is a messenger RNA of Peronospora matthiolae, 5349 nucleotides long. NCBI's taxonomy places the organism in Eukaryota, Oomycota, Peronosporomycetes, Peronosporales, Peronosporaceae. The record is from the annotation of a GenBank genome assembly.